Molecule: messenger RNA, 2838 nt
Organism: Panthera uncia (snow leopard)
Lineage: Eukaryota; Metazoa; Chordata; Mammalia; Carnivora; Felidae
Gene: GLT8D2
Product: glycosyltransferase 8 domain containing 2
Exons: 10
Coding region: 1353-2405 (350 amino acids)
Cellular component (GO): Golgi apparatus
Molecular function (GO): glycosyltransferase activity
Source: RefSeq, a predicted model, not a curated record
AGAAUCCCAAACAGGCUCCACUGAGCUGUUAGCACAGAGUGGGACACGGGGCUUGACCUCAUGAACCGCGAUAUCAUGACCUGAGCCGGAGUCGGAUGCUUAACCAACUGAGCCACCCAGGAGCCCCUGUACUUACCUUAAAGUGACUUUUAGAAAAUUGAAAAUUACAUGAGGGCUUGCAUGAUGUUUCUAUUGGGAAAUACCACUUUAUUUAUUUUUUUUUUAUUUUUUUUUUAACGUUUAUUUAUUUUUGAGACAGAGAGAGACAGAGCAUGAACGGGGGAGGGGCAGAGAGAGAGGGAGACACAGAAUCGGAAGCAGGCUCCAGGCUCUGGGCCAUCAGCCCAGAGCCCGACGCGGGGCUCGAACUCACGGACUGUGAGAUUGUGACCUGAGCUGAAGUCGGAUGCUUAACCGACUGAGCCACCCAGGCGCCCCGGGAAAUACCACUUUAGAAAGAACCAGUGAGCAGGGGAUCUUCACUUCCUUGUAGGAGCUAAGGACAGAGGUUGCGGAACUAAAUUCCAUGAUCCCAGGCAACGUGCUGGCACCAUUUCCUGGGUUUCUGAGAAUCAAUAGCAGAAACUGAACAGCCCAGAGCUGGGUGGGGUUGAGUCCCUGCCUGAUUCCUUUCCAUGUUCAGGCUCAAAACACGCCAUCUUAAAACUUCUAUUGCUAUUAUUGCCUUGGUAGAAUGAGACCAUAGCUGUUAGCUGGGCUUUAAUUUGGGGACCACAACAUUUUAAUGACUGGGACAUUCCAGGAGAAACUAGUGGCUGUGAAGAUAGUCUUAAAAUCAGUGUGAACUUAAUUCUUCCACUUCUGCUCUUGCAAAGUUUACCUUAGGCCCAACGUGUGGUGGAAAUUCACCCUCCAAGAGUCCGCUCUUCUCCAGGUUUGAAUCGUUUCCUCCAGCACUGCCUUGUUUUCGAAACGAUUUGCACGCAGAUUGCCGGAGGAGGAUGCGAGAGGAAGCCCGGCCGGGCGAGGAGCCGGCCUGCCAAGCACAUCUGGAAGUGGUUUCAGGGGCCGCCUCACCCCGCAGCCAGCGCAACGCCCCGAUUCCCAGCUGCUUCGCGCAGGGGUGGAAGAAACCCGAGCCGCUCCAAAGUCAACGCAAGCAAAGGGGGGGUGGUGUUGGGGGCAGGGGCAGGCAUCCUCUCUUGGAAACGUAACAUUGGCCUCGGGGCUCUCAGCGCUUUGGGCUUUCCAAUGGGAUGUUAGCUGCAGCUGAAGCAGCCCGGGGGCCAGCCGCGAGCGGAACGCUCUGCCCUGCAGCUCUUCUGGACCGAGGCGCCCACAGCCUGCCCUCACCGUUCACCAGGUCACAGCUUUCGUCUGCGUGAACACACAUGGCUUUGUUACGAAAAAUCAAUCAGGUGUUGCUGUUCCUUCUGAUUGUGACCCUCUGCGGAAUUCUGUAUAAGAAAGUUCAUAAGGGGACUGUGCUCAGGAACGAAACAGACGAUGACUCUGAGGCUCCUGAGGAAAUGGAGGAUGAGAUUCCUGUGGUGAUUUGUGCUGCUGCAGGGAGAAUGGGUGCUGCCAUGGCUGCCAUCAAUAGCAUCUACAGCAACACCGAUGCCAACAUUCUGUUCUAUGUCGUUGGACUCCGGAACACUCUGUCUCGAAUCCGAAAAUGGAUUGAACAUUCUAAACUAAGAGAAAUAAACUUUAAAAUCGUGGAAUUCAACCCGAUAGUCCUCAAGGGGAAGGUCAGACCGGACUCAUCAAGGCCAGAAUUGCUCCAGCCUCUGAACUUUGUCCGCUUUUAUCUCCCUCUGCUUAUCCAUCAACAUGAGAAAGUCAUCUAUUUGGACGAUGACGUAAUCGUACAAGGUGACAUCCAGGAACUCUAUGACACCACUUUGGCCCUGGGCCACGCGGCAGCUUUUUCGGAUGACUGCGAUCUGCCCUCCGCUCAGGACAUGAACAGAUUUGUGGGGCUGCAGAAUACGUACAUGGGCUAUCUGGACUAUAGGAAGAAGACCAUAAAAGACCUCGGCAUAAGCCCCAGCACGUGCUCUUUCAAUCCCGGCGUGAUUGUCGCCAACAUGACGGAAUGGAAGCACCAACGUAUCACCAAACAACUGGAGAAAUGGAUGCAAAAAAAUGUGGAGGAAAAUCUCUACAGCAGCUCCCUGGGAGGAGGGGUGGCCACCUCCCCGAUGCUGAUCGUGUUUCAUGGGAAAUACUCCACCAUCAACCCCCUGUGGCACAUACGGCACCUGGGCUGGAAUCCAGAUACCAGAUAUUCGGAGCAUUUUCUGCAGGAAGCAAAAUUACUCCACUGGAAUGGAAGACAUAAACCCUGGGACUUCCCUAGUGUUCACAACGACUUAUGGGAAAGCUGGUUUGUUCCUGACCCCGCAGGGAUAUUUAAACUCAAUCACCACAGCAGCUGAUGUAACGACAUUUUAUAUAUUCCCUGUAUAAAAAUGUGGAAUUGUCCAUUUAUAGCCCUACUAUAUCAUUGUUCUUUAUGAACAGUACCUUUGGUACAAAUGAUCCACAAUGUAAAACACAAAGACUACCGUGGGCAAAUAGUACCCUGGAUUAUGUAGGUACUGAUUCCUUAAAUGUAAGUGGUAAUUAUGGAAAUCAAGAUGAUGUGAGUGAGAUAUAUUGUUGGAAGGAAAUAAACCCACCUAGGUUUCAGCAGUCAAUUUGCUUAACUCUCAAUGACAACCUGUACCCACAAGUUUUUAAAAUUUCUCAAUGUGUUUUUCACACAUAGGUAUUUUUUCACAGGUUGCCAGUCUUGUCUUUUGUAAAACAACAAACUACAUUUAAAACAUGAAUGUAUGUAAAAAUAAAAGAUAUGCAGAUUUUUAAAUG